Hydatigera taeniaeformis is the source of this 3078-nucleotide messenger RNA. Lineage: Eukaryota; Metazoa; Platyhelminthes; Cestoda; Cyclophyllidea; Taeniidae. The record is from the annotation of a GenBank genome assembly.
AUGAUUAAACCGGGGUUCUUGGAACUUUCGUCAUCGAAUCCUUCUGUAUCUACUGACUAUUGUGUAAACUACACCAACACUCUAAACAUUUCGAACGAGCAUCACCAUCAGGCCAUGAUUAACUUUCAUGGUAUCGAUCAAAAGCCAUACAUCGACAAAGUGAUCGACAAUCCGUCCCCUUCUUUUCACUCCAACCCAAAGCCUGAAAAUGAUAUUAAUACACUUUUUCAUUCAAGUAGUGUUGUCAGUGCCACUGAACGUGUUGGUGAUGUGCCAGCCAGCUUUUUAAAUGGCCCCUCUACCUCGGAAAACAAUGCAACUUCACCCUCUGGCCUAGUCACUCCCCCCAUCCUCUCAGGCAACAACGAUAAUCAACGAAAUCUUCCGGAAAACGUUGGUGUAAUAAUUGCCUCUCGCCUUAAAGUUGAAGACCGGAUCGAUGGAUGCAUGAUUACACCUGAGUCAUCACUGAGCCCAUCUGUCACAAACGGUGACAAACAUCCUCCACCUGAAUUCCCUCCUCAAUUCGGUCUUCCACAACUUCCCCCACCGAUCUCUCCCAAGUGUGAGGAUCUGCCCAAGUCACCCAACUCGCUUCACAAGGAACUUUCGACCCCUACACCUAUCACUUCCCUCCAUCCUCGCAACUCACCGGAAAAGUCUCUAGAUCAUGACACUCCCUCCACUGUCUCUCCUCCUGCCUCCCUUCCUAUUCUUCCACCUCCCGCCACUUCAACAAAACGUGAACCUGAAUCCACCUCUGCUUCUCCGAUUUGUGACGAUGCAGAAUACGCAGCCGCAGCAAGAGCUGCUGUCGACAGUGUCGUCUGUGCUCUGGUGGGUAACAAGGCACCUUGCGCUACUGCUGCCUAUGAUCCUGCUUUAGCAGGCACCGGUACUGAUCGGUUGUACUCGCUAAGCCUUGCGCCUGUAGGAAAAACCGAUCCGGUGGCUGCAGCCACUGCUACAAGCACAUCCACUGCCGUUGCUGUUACUACUGCUACUGCCGCAGCGGUCUCUGUGUGUUCCCACUCCCCCCUCCUCGCCUCUGCAGCAAGGGCUUCUGCUGAGGGCUUGAUUUCUCUCACCUGUCCUACAUGUGGUGCUGUGGUUUCCAUCAAGCAGUUGCUGGCAAGACAUCGCAACCCUGGUGAAGCGAAACAUGUCUGUGACACCUGUGGCAAGUCAUUUGUGAGAGAAGAUAAACUGAAACGGCACAUCAUGUCGAUACACACGAUGGAGAAGCCGCAUGUCUGCCAAAUUUGCACGAAGGCGUUCUCUAGAAAGGACAAACUGAAAGAUCACCUUCGUCACCACGACAGAGCAGCGCGAACCUUCGAAUGCGCUCAAUGUCUCUCUCCCUUCGUCCAGAAGUCCGAUCUUAAUCGACACGUCCGUGGCGUACAUCAGGGUGAACCUGGUGUUGGCAUCAACAUGACGGUGCGUCGUCGAGUGCCUGCCUCAUCUCCUACUACUCGACCUUCGAAAAAGAAGAAAUCGUCUUCAGUUUCAACCACAUUGACUUCCACCUCCACUGUUUCUCAGACCGCCACAACAGUCUCGUCUGCGAUUUCCACCCCAACAUCAGAAGCAGCACUCACGUUAAGGUUGUUCGGUGGUGGCUGUUCGGGUGUCGGCACGACAUCUGCCACAACGGUGACAACAGCAACGACACCAGCGGUGCAAUCAAUGCAAACUUUACAACAACAGGUUCAACAGCAGCAACAAACUUAUCCUCAACACCAAUUGUUAGCAGCAGCCAGUAUGGUGUUGCCUUAUUAUCCCACACCCGCUGGUCACCACCAGUUCGUAGCCGCUGCGCUUUCAGCACAAAAGACCGCGGCCGAGCAGCAGCAACAACAACUACAACAACAGCAUCACUCAUUCCAACAAACUCAGCAACUUCAGUCAUCAGCACCCUCGAUGAUGCUGCUCACAAGAAUUGCCGCACAUGCCUCUAAUCAAGCAGCGCCAGCUCUUGCCGUAGUGCCUCCUACAAGUGCUGUUACGACGUCGACAACAAGCCAACAAUGUGAGGCCCCAGCUGACUCAACUACAACACAGGUAGAUCAACAGCAAGUUCUGGCUCAACAGCAGCAACAGCAACAACAGCAGCAGUACCAUCAUCCUCAAUUCGCUUACCACCACUACCACCAGCAUCUUCUCCACCAACAGGCAGCUCAGCUGCAAGCCCAUCAUUAUGCAGCUGCCGAUUUAAACUACUACCGACAACAGCAAUUGGCGGCACAACAACGUGUCUAUCAGCAAGCGCAGGGCUUUCUGCUUGCCGCUACUGCGGCGGGUAGUGGCAGCAGCGGCGGGGUGGGUGCGGGAGGCGGAGGAGGUAUCAGUGGUGGUGCUAGCGGUGGUGGAGGUGGCGGUGGCACUGCCUUCUUCUGCCAACCUGCCGCUGCUGUCACCGCUAAUGAGAGUGCAGUAAAUGGCACUGGAGUUAUCCUUUCUGCUGCCGCGGCUGCCGCUACUACAGACCCCACCACCGCGCAACAGUUAGCUCAGCUUGCUGCUGCUGCUCAUAUGCAACAAGCAGUUGCUGCUGGAGGUGGAUUACAAGUCAUGGCCAAUGUGAUAGCAGGCCAACAGCACCAUCCAACAGUGGCAGCGCAUCAACAAACGGUGGCAUCGGCUACGGCGCCACAACAUAUGGGUCAGCAUCAGACAGCUUUCUACGCCGCCUACCAACAACCCUACCAGACCACAGUACAACAGCAAAAUCUUCAGCAACAACAACAAGCGCAACAACAGCAGCAACAGCAAGCACAGCAACAACAACAACAACAGUACCAACAACAAGCCCAACGCCAACUAAUGCUUCAGCAUGCUAAUGCCGCCUAUCGUCCAGUUGUCAUGACGGCAGCAGCAGCGGCAGCGGCAACGACGUCUGCACAGAAGGCAAUAGUGGUGCAAGACACUACUAGUGGGUAUCAACAACAAUUGGCCGCGUUCUGCCAGCAACAGCAGCAGCAGAGGCAGGGCUUUGUUCUAGCCUAUCAGCAUCAUCAACAACAAGCUAUGCAACAGGCAGUGGCUGUUGCAACCUCUCUUGAGCAGCAGCGGUAG